Ambispora leptoticha is the source of this 273-nucleotide messenger RNA. The record is from the annotation of a GenBank genome assembly. NCBI's taxonomy places the organism in Eukaryota, Fungi, Glomeromycota, Glomeromycetes, Archaeosporales, Ambisporaceae.
CUGAAGCAGAUUAUUGAGAAUGUAAAGUGUGAUGUUAGAGUCAAGGAAUUAGAGCAAAAGAAUAAAGAGCUUGAGGCUAGGCUUGCAGUAGUGGAAUACAGUUCUGUGACAAUGGAUGGGCAAUUACAGAAUGACUCAUGGAGUGAGGAUGCUAAUGCAUCUAAGAAAGAUAUACCAGAGAUAUUACCAGAAAUAUCUGCUGAUGAUGAUUCCAUAGUAGAUCAGCUCAAGCAAUAUGCACUUGUUUAUAAAGCAAAUGAUGUGAUAUCAGAA